This is a messenger RNA of Closterium sp. NIES-67, 692 nucleotides long. NCBI's taxonomy places the organism in Eukaryota, Viridiplantae, Streptophyta, Zygnematophyceae, Desmidiales, Closteriaceae. The record is from the annotation of a GenBank genome assembly.
UGUUCAUGGAUGUGCAUCGUCUGUGUCUGAAGAUCUCGCCCGCCAUCGUCCACAACAAAGAGUUACUCGCCAUCGUUCACACUUUCAAGGUCUGGUGCUGGUACCUGACGGGCGCUGACGUGACAGUCCGAACAGACCACAAAUCGCUACAGUUCAUCCGCGCCCAACCGACACUAAAUCCCCGACAUAUUCGCUGGCUCGAUUACCUCGAGUCAAACUUCCACUACAAAGUCACCUACAAACGGGGGGUUAGCAACAUCGCCGACGCAUUGACGCGCCCUUCAGUCCACACCGCCGUAGUCCUAAUUACCCAAGCUAAUCCGCUGCUAACUGGCCUAUUCACCCACGGAUACAGUACGGAUCCAUUCUUCACCACUAACAGUCAUCCCCAAUACGGCACACGUCUACAUCUGUCCACGGCAUACCACCCGCAAUCGGACGGCCAGACUGAGCGCACCAAUCAGACGAUGGAGCAGCUGAUUCGCAUGACGUGCACAGACCCGGCCCUAUGGGAAGACUCCCUUCCCUUGAUCGAGUUUGCGUACAACAGCGCCCCAACAGCCCCGACUACUCAGUCCCCGUUCUUCCUUAAUUACGGGAUAGAGCCGACAACCCCUCUAUCGCCACCAAUAGAAAAUCCGGCACCGAGUCAACCCAGUACCUGAGCCGAUGAUCGAGCCAUCGAAGUUUCU